UGUGCAAGCUAGCUUCUUAAUUAUCCACUUUAAUUCGGUGUCCCUCAGUGCUCUAGUUUUCUCGUUUCGUACUGCAAAUAGGUUCUGACUUCAGGUGGAAAUAUGACUAAGAAGCAGUCCUCCGAGUUGGCCAUCGAAGAGCUUAAGAAGCUUGUCAGAGAAAAGGAAGAAUUGGAGGGUGUGGCGGCGGAAAAGAUCGGCAAGCUAAUAGCUGAGCUGCAGGGAAUCCACCUGGAUCCAUUAGACGAUCCGGCUGUCGAUAGGAUCAACAUCGGCUUCAGCCACUUCAAGUUCAACAUAUUCGACAAGAACCCAGGUCUGUUCCAGGAACUUACCCAAGGUCAGAGCCCCCAGUUCCUGGUGUUUGCAUGCUCAGACUCACGAGUGAGCCCCGAUCUGAUCCUAAACUUCCAACCAGGAGAAGCUUUCAUGGUUCGCAACAUUGCUAACAUGGUCCCUCCUUUCGAUCAGCUUAGGUACGGUGGAGUUGGUGCAGUCCUUGAAUAUGGUAUCACAGCCCUCAAGAUACCAAACAUUCUGGUGAUUGGGCACAGCAGGUGUGGUGGAAUCAAAAGGCUCAUGGAGCAUCCAGAGGAUAACUCUCCUCCCUUUGACUUCAUAGAUGAGUGGGUGAAAAUUGGUUUACCCGCCAAAAUCAAGGUGAAGAGCGAACACGAUCCCAGCAAUACAAGUUUCGAAGAGUUAUGCAAAUUCUGUGAGAAGGAAUCGGUGAACAACUCGUUGGUGAACCUGCAGACGUAUCCAUAUGUGCAGAGAGAGAUGAGGAAGAACAAGAUGGGACUGUACGGAGGGUACUAUGACUUCGUGAAAGGAGAGUUCAAGCUGUGGAAGUAUGACGCUCACGUGACAGAACCCAUUACGCUCCCAAUGGUUCCAGGCCCGCCUCCCCGUCCGCCAUUCGGGAUCAUUCAGCCGCCUGUUGGGAUUGAGCCAGCUUCUUCCAAGUGACCAUCCUUGCUUGCUCUUCUCUCUUAAUUACUUCUUGUUUACUUCCACCUGUUUCCUUUGCUUUCUGUGCCUUUAAUUUGUAGUUUUUCCUCGCAUUUUAAUUACCCCCCCC
This is a messenger RNA of Neltuma alba, 1081 nucleotides long. Its product is annotated as carbonic anhydrase 2. Bases 103 to 969 code for a protein of 288 amino acids. Gene Ontology annotation, molecular function: carbonate dehydratase activity; zinc ion binding. Gene Ontology annotation, biological process: carbon utilization. Lineage: Eukaryota; Viridiplantae; Streptophyta; Magnoliopsida; Fabales; Fabaceae. The record is from RefSeq and is a predicted model, not a curated record. The transcript is spliced from 9 exons.